Vitrella brassicaformis is the source of this 1586-nucleotide messenger RNA. The record is from the annotation of a GenBank genome assembly. NCBI's taxonomy places the organism in Eukaryota, Vitrellaceae.
CCGACCAAUUUGUACAUAUUCAUUCACAUACACGCCAUGCAGCAAAAUGAGUAUCUCAACACACGCACUGUGAUCACUCAUGCACACACGCCACGCCCCUGUACACAGCAGCUGGCACAUAACACGCAGGGACAGCUGACUCUCGACUCACCUUCCCCCCUCCACUUUCUGCCCCUCGUACGCCCCCAGCCGUCCAGCCAAACAUGCGCCCCGGAUAAUGCCGCAGGAAGGUCCACAGGCGCUCGACCGCCUCCCACAUCUGCGAACCCUUGCGGGCCCUCCUGGCGGGCGGCUGCUGGUUGGUGUCUUCGGCCUCCUCCCUUGUCACUCGUUGGAUGUGAGACGCCUUUUGCUCUCCGGCAGUGCAGAUGGCAUGGGGGGAGGGAGUGGGGUCGGGGCGAGCAUCUGGCUUGGCCACAAGCUGACACGGGCGAGCACCUCGGCGGGAUGGCUGCAGGGUGGGCGUCAAUUGGUCGGCAUCCUAGGGCAAAUACCUGACAGACAGACAGACAGAUGGAUGGAUGGAUGGACAGAAGCAGUCUGUGUUCCCCCAUCCCUUCUCACACAGUACACAUACAUGUCUCUGGGUCGCCGCUUGUCGCAGUCUGAGAGCCUCUUGUCCGGGGCCGCAUCCUCUUGCUCCUGCCCGAAUGCAACCAUACACGCACACACACAUACACACAUCAAGAGAAAGGGCAAUUGGCGCCGGACCCAGGAUAGCUGUGCUGAUGUGCGGUGCAUAGUACCAUCACGAAGUUCUCUCUCGCGUUCUUGGCCACCUUGUUGCUGCACUCAUCAGACACCCACACACACACGCGUGACAAUCCGCCCCGCUCCCACCCACCCCACCCCAGCAAUCAUACCGGCGUCAGGUGGCUCUCAGAUGGGUUGUUUGAACCAAAUGGACUCGAAGAACUUCACCUUGCGCAGCAUGCCGCCCGUCACGAAGCUGCGGACAGCACAUGUGAUGGAUGAAUGGAUGGAUGAGCGCAUGGCAUGGCUUACUGUCUGUUGGCCUCCAGGGCCGACAUGUUAUGGUCCUUGUCCCCGAACGACCACACACACGACACACCGACCCCCUUCUGACGCAACGCCUGGAACAGAGUCGCAAAGCAGCCACGCUGCACACACGCACACACGGACAGACAGACAGGAUUGCCCUGAUUCCAUUCGACGCGUCCCUGUGUGUGGGCCUCCUGCAUACCUUCCAUUUGCCCGGGUGGAGGUCGCCUCGGCCGGUCGCCUCGGCAUGGCUGCGGGCCGAGAUAACGGGAAUGUGGCGGCUCGUCAGGUAGGCCCUCACCCCCUGGUACCCUGGCUGCGCCAGAUCUCUAGAGUCUUCUCCAGCCUACACACACCAAACAUGCACACCGUUUGCACUGGUGGGUGGUCUUGUUGUGUAUGUGUCUGUGCGACUGACCAUUCAGGUGAAGCGUUCGAUGCGGGAGAUGCCCCUGAGGUCAGCGUGGGCGUCGUAGGACACCUGCCGUGGCACGAAGGGCACGGUGACGCACCCGCCGUGACCUUCCUGCACACAAGCCUCUGCAAAGCACUCGGGGCCGUCGUAUCCAGCGAGAACACCUGCG